Messenger RNA from Anthostomella pinea, 318 nucleotides. The record is from the annotation of a GenBank genome assembly. NCBI's taxonomy places the organism in Eukaryota, Fungi, Ascomycota, Sordariomycetes, Xylariales, Xylariaceae.
AUGUCUCUCGACCAGAUUUUGUUCCUGCCCCCUGAACAACAGGAAGCUAUUCUCAAUGGCCCUGCGCUUGCACCCCCUGAGGGCGCCAUCCCUCAAUUCGACAACCCGCCCAACAACAAUACUGCAGCCUCUGCUGCUUUGACGAUUUGCCUAAUCUUAUCAAUACUCGCUGCUAUGAUCCAAUUUUGCUCCCGGGUCUUCAUCGUGAAGGCCGUACGACUCGAAGAUUUACUUGCCUUUGCAGGAUUCGGGCUUUACGUCGGGUACCUCUACAUGAACUACUGGCUACUGAACUCAUACGGCUUCUUCGUUCAUUAA